Eutrema salsugineum is the source of this 1166-nucleotide messenger RNA. RefSeq lists its product as uncharacterized. NCBI's taxonomy places the organism in Eukaryota, Viridiplantae, Streptophyta, Magnoliopsida, Brassicales, Brassicaceae. The record is from RefSeq and is a predicted model, not a curated record. The transcript is spliced from 2 exons. The coding region runs from base 174 to 1079 and encodes 301 amino acids.
AUAGUCCUUUGGAAAGAACAAAAGAGAGAGAAGAUGGUGAAUAAUGGAAGGCUGCUUUUCUUCGUGAAUCUUAAUAAGGAUCUAAAGACAGAGAUUUGAGAGCGUUAUAAUUCGUAAAUCCAUCUCUUUUAUCUCUUCCUCUCUCUCUCUCUCUCUCUUUUAACCUUUUUACAAUGAAGAGAAGUCUCACUUUACUCGUUAUCCUCUGCUCUUUCCUCUUCCCCAUUGUCUCGAGCAAUCUACUCGUCGAACCGGUUCAACCCAACACCGUACCGGCUUUCCCCGUCGAAACCCAAGCUCAAAGCUGCCGUCUUGACCUCUCCGACGAGCUCUUCGGAGGAGUCAAUGAAGCUUGCGGGAGAAACCUUGACCGGAGCCGAUGUUGCCCUGUUCUUGCCGCUUGGCUCUUCGCAGCUCACUCACGUUCUGCUCUCCAGUUACCGGCUCCUGCUCCGACGCCGGAAUCCUCCGAUCCCGACGAACCCAUGAAACCGGACGACUCUCAGAAGUGCGUCAACACAUUGCAGAGUGCGCUUCUGACCAAACACGUCAAGAUCCCACAGCCUAACUCGACCUGCGAUGCAAUCUUGUGUUUCUGCGGCAUUCGUCUUCACCAGAUAAGCUCACUCUCUUGCCCCGCCGCUUUCAAUGUCUCCUCCGGCUUCCGAAACGCAACUCCGACCGCCGCCGUGAAGAAUCUCGAGAAAGAAUGUCGGAAUUCUUCUUACUCUGGAUGUACCAGAUGUCUCGGUGCUCUUCAAAAGCUAAAGGUAAAAGGAGGAAGCAAGAAGACAACAACAGAGAGAGCGAGUAAGAUGAUGAGCAAAGACUGCCAGCUCAUGGGACUCACAUGGCUACUGGCUCGUAACAAAACGGCAUACAUCCCCACCGUUUCGGCUGUGUUAAGAGCCAUUAUGUACAGUGCACACCCUCCUCACCUCAACAAGUGCAGCCCUGACCAAGAGAACAUGCCCUUAGCCGUUGACUCUCUUCAGUUUCAGAAGAGCCUCUCUGCUUCGUCACGUUAUUCUGUGUUUCCGGUUUUGCCCCUAAUCCUCUGCAUCUUUCUCUUACUAUGAUUUUUAUUUAUUUUUUGGUCGGGGGUGUGAAAAGAGUCACGUGAAGCUACAAGACAGAUUUGUGUGUAUGUAAAUGCUUUGCUCUUU